CCAGAAAGCGCCGCGAACAUUAAACGCCAGACCUCUCCGUCACCGGGGAAUAGUGUCAGAGGGCCAAGCGGUGCGACCUGCCGCCGCCCGGUUCCCCGCGUUGUCUGUGGGCUUUAAGCGCGGAUUUGUUUUUUCCUCCCUCCACCAAAGGCUUGAAGGGUAUGUUUUCACUUUCAGAGAUUAAAACCGAAGCGGCGCUGGUGAAGAACUGACAUGCUUGACACUUGUCUGCAGUUGCUUGUGCUGCGCUUCGUUGUUUACUCGAAAAGGAGAGACUGAGACCCUGUCACUUGGCUUCCUCUCGGGUUAUGAUAUAACUAAUAAUAAAGCGAAACUGUGGAAAGAGCACCUGGGAGCUGAGCAUGGUAGGAUCUUGAAGAGAAAAGUAGCUGGGAUCGACGGGAAGAGGAAGGGAGGAAUGGCAUCCCGAGAGAGGCUGUAUGAGCUUUGGAUGCUUUACUGCAAUAAGAAAGAUCCAGAUUACCUGAAGCUCUGGUUGGAUAGUUUUGUGUCUAGCUAUGAACAGUUUCUGGAUGUGGACUUUGAGAAGCUGCCAACAAGGGUGGAUGACAUUCCGCCUGGAAUAUCACUGCUUCCUGAUAACAUUCUUCAGGUCCUCAGGCUCCAGUUGCUACAGUGUGUCCAGAAAAUGUCAGAUGGCCUGGAAGAGCAGCAGCAGACUCUGUCACUUUUGCUUGUGAAAUUUUUUAUCAUCCUUUGCAGGAACUUGGCUAACGUGGAAGAGAUUGGAAUGUGUUCAUACAUUAACCAUGUUAUCACCAUGACUACGUUGUACAUUCAGCAGUUAAAAAGCAAAACAAAAGAAAAAGAAGUGGAGGAUCAGACCCCCAUAGAAGAAUUUGUGAGACAUGCAUUGGCUUUCUGUGAAAGUCUGUACGAUCCAUAUCGAAACUGGAGGCAGCGAAUUGCAGGACGUUUCCUUAGUACAGUUGAAAGGAGCAGACAGAAGUAUAAACCAGCUUCCCUCACUGUUGAGUUUGUCCCUUUCUUUUACCAAUGCUUUCAAGAAAGUGAACAUCUCAAGGAAAGCCUAAAAUGUUGCCUGCUGCAUCUCUUUGGAGCUAUCGUGGCUGGUGGUCAGAGGAAUGCUCUUCAAGCAGUAUCUCCUGCCACCAUGGAAGUCCUGAUGCGUGUUUUAGCAGACUGUGACAACUGGGAUGACAGAAACCCUGAGGAAGUGAGCAGGAAGGCAGAGCUGACUCUGAAGUGCCUGACAGAAGUUGUCCAUAUCCUCCUAACCAGCAGUUCUGACCAGCGCCAAGUUGAGACAAGUACAAUAUUGGAGAACUAUUUCAAGUUGCUUAAUUCAGACCAUUCAGCCUUACCUAAUCCAAGGCGAUGCAGGCAGUGGGAGAGCAGAUUCAUAGCACUGCAGAUCCAAAUGCUGAAUACCAUCACAGCCAUGUUAGACUGCACAGAUAGGCCUGUUCUGCAGGCAAUUUUCCUCAACAGUAACUGCUUUGAGCAUCUCAUUCGACUGUUGCAGAACUGCAAGGUGUUUCAGGGACACCUGGACUCCUUGGCAGUAUCAACCAUUCAAGCCCUCACAGCAGUAAUGCACAAGUCUCCAGCUGCAAAGGAGGUCUUCAAGGAGAGGAUUGGGUAUGCACACAUAUUUGAGGUACUAAAAUCACUGGGUCAGCCAUCACGGGAAUUGCUGGAAGAACUCAUGAAUAUGGCUGUUGAAGGUGACCACAUGGCUGUUGGGAUACUAGGCAUCAGUAAUGUCCAGCCCUUAUUGCUGCUUAUCCAGUGGCUUCCAGAGCUAGAAUCACACGAGCUGCAGAUUUUCAUCUCCAGUUGGUUGAGGCGCAUCUGCUGUAUUGACAGACAGAGCCGUGCCACGUGCGUCAACGCCAACAUGGUGAUCCGGAUCAUCGAGACCCUCAGCUCCCGCUCGGUGCUGCACGGCACUUGCGCGGAGAACCUGGUGGCGCUGCUGGGCUCCCUGGGGAGCCAGUCCAUGGGCUCGGAGGAGCUGCUGCGGCUGCUGCGGCUGCUGCGGCCCGAGGAGGCGCGGGGCGCUCACCCGUACGUGGUGCCGGUGCUGCGCGCGCUGCUGGCCAUGGCGCGCAAGCAGGGCCUGGCCAGCGCCCUGCAGUACUUCGACCUGCGCCACAGCAUGGCCGGCAUCGCCCUGCCCGCCGUCCACAGGUGGCCGGGCUCCGCCUUCUCCUUCAACGCCUGGCUCUGCCUCGACCAGGACCGCGUGGAGCCCGGCGCCGCCGGCAAAAGCGGCAAGAGGAAGCAGCUCUAUAGCUUUUUUACAGCAAGUGGUAUGGGGUUUGAAGCCUUUAUUACGUGCACUGGGGUAUUGGUGGUUGCAGUGUGCACGAAGAGAGAAUAUGCAACAGUGAUGCUGCCUGACCAUUGUUUUUUUGACUCUCUCUGGCACAACAUAACUGUUGUUCACGUGCCUGGAAAGAGGCCUUUUGGUCAGAGCCUUGUGUAUAUCUAUGUCAAUGGACAGCAGAAGGUCUCUGCCCCACUUCGAUUCCCUGCUAUGAAUGAAUCUUUUACUUCUUGCUGCAUUGGUUCAGCUGGUCAAAGAACAACAACUCCUCCUCCAUCUCAGAUUCCAGAUCCACCUUUUUCCUCCCCAAUCAUGCCCCAUCGGACAUCGCUCGGGGGCAUUCUUGCUACAGGAGGUUGGGGUGGGGCGCUUGGAAAACCAGAGUUCAUCACCAAAAUGAUCUCAGCAGGGACUCAGGACAGUGAAUGGGGGUGUCCAACAUCUUUGGAGGGCCAGCUUGGAUCAGUUAUUAUCUUUCAUGAAGCACUGCAACCUUCUCAGGUGAAAGCAUUAUAUUUAGCAGGUCCGAACUGUUUAACUCCAUGGAAGUCUCAAGAAGCUGAAAUAGCAGACCUGCCCAGUAAGGUGCUGCUUCAUUAUACACCAAAGGCCUGCAGAAGCCCAAUUUGCCUUGACUUGUCAGCGAAUCUUUUACAUGGAAGACUAACUGGAAACAAAGUAGUGAAUUGGGACAUCAAGGAUAUGAUCAACUGUAUUGGUGGAAUAAAUGUGCUGUUUCCGUUGCUGGAGCAGAUCAGCUUUCUUGGUGGACAAAUGCUUGAGAAGUCUGAAGGAGAAAUUCUUCCUCCAGAACUAGUAACUCCUGUAGAGGGUGACUGGGUUGUAUUUUCAUCCCCAAAGGCAUCAGAAGCACGUCUGGAGAAGAACAUAGUUGCAACUUUCAUCUUGAUGGUAAAACACUUUAUUCAGGGACAUCAUGUCAAUCAAGAAAAUCUCAUUCACUCCCAUGGAGUUGCCACCCUAGGAGCCUUGUUACAGAAGGUGCCAAGAAUCUUAAUGGACGUGAAUGUCCUGAUGGCUGUACAGUUGUUGAUAGAACAAGUCUCAGUAGAAAAGAACAUGCAGCUUUUGCAACAGAUGUAUCACCACUUACUUUUUGACUUCAGCAUCUGGAACAGUGGUGACUUCCCCUUCAGAAUCGGACAUAUCCAGUAUCUUUCUACAAUCAUCAAAGACAGUAGAAGACUCUUCAGAAAGAAGUAUGGCGUGCAGUUUCUUCUGGACACACUCAGGAUUUAUUAUGGGAAUGGCUGUAAAGACAGUGAUUUGGCUCCUGAUGACCUGAGAACAAUACGGACAUCCCUGUAUGGACUGAUCAAAUAUUUCCUGAGCAAAGGUGGAACACAUGAGGAAAUUCAGAGCAUUGUAGGAUACAUAGCUGCCACCAGUGACGAGGAGCAGCUUUGUGGAAUUUUGGAUGUUCUCUUCAGCCUACUUCAUUCCAGUCCAACCCCAGACCAGCUUUUUUUACUGCUCUUUGAACCAGGGAAUGCUGAUAUUCUUUAUGCUCUGUUAUUGCAUCAAAGAUACUCUGACAGGCUUAGAGAACUUGUGUUCAAGAUUGUGGAAGAGAUGCUGAAAUGUACCAAAGUUUAUGAACGGAGCAAGCACCGUAUAAGACUCAGAGAAGUGGGAUACUCUGGGCUGGGACUCCUUCUGAAUGAAUCACCAGUUACUGUUUCUCUUAUUAAAAACCUUCUUAACCAAGUUCUGUAUGCAGAUCCUGCUGUGAAUUAUAAAGAUCUUCUAGCUGUAGUGUAUCUGGCUCAUAGAUCAGAUAUAAACAUGAGAGUGAUUAUCUGUAGAAAGAUUUUGCACCUUUUGCAUUCCCAAUUGGAUGCAGCACAACAAAUCUCUCAGCAGCUGGGCUGGCAGGACACUUUGGUUAGACUGUUCCUGAAAGAAAACUCCGAGGUCCGGAUUGGUUUUAAGGAGAACAGGACUGAUUCCUCCAGGGAAGAGGAAAAAAAGCCUCCUAGCGAAGAGCUUCAGAAACAUCAAGCUGAUAAAACAGAGAAAGCUGGCAGCUUUGGAUCAGUUAAUGGUCUGUUUGAUCAAUGGAGUUUAGAAGACAACAAAUCCCUGGAUGUCCCUGCCCAUUUCUCUGUUAUGCCGCUGGAAGAUGCAUCCACAGCAGAGAUGUCUUUUAGUUCAGAGGGCCGAGAAGAAUUGUGGCACAGUAAUCCUUCACAUUUGAGUUUAGAUUUGUCCAGUGUUGACUCUUAUGAUCUGGCUGAUGUUGGGAAUCAGAUGACAGACAGCCAGCCCAGCACUCCCUCACCCACAGAGAGCACAAAGCCCUUCUCCGGGCAGCCUGACAGAGAGCUGGGUGUUACCAGUGAUGUGGGCUUCACUGCUGAGCUUUCUCUAUUGGAAAACCAAGGAGGGAGUGAUAAUGAACUCAUACAGUUACUUACAGACAUCCUACUGUGUAUAAUGUGGAAAGGUAUUGAAAAAUCGGAUGAUGAUGCUUGGAUUGAGAGAGGACAGGUGUUCUCUGCUCUCACCAAACUGGGGAUGUCUAACGAGUUGCUGCGGCCUUCUGAUGAGAUAAAACUCAACUUGCUGGAGAAGAUGUUAGAAUGGUCAGUCACUGAUAACAGAGAUUCAAAAGCUCUCCCUACACAUGCUGAAAAUGCCUUCAAGCUCUUGCUAAUUGUGCAAGGUUUCCUGCAGGCAGAAGGACUAAUUAAUUCAAAUUUAUGGACAGAAAAGCUCUUGGAAGAACUAGUGACUCUCAUGGAUAGCCUGUCAGUCUGGUACUCUGCUGGCCUAGAAGCAAUUAGGCUUUCACAGGUGCAAGUUCAGCUGCUCCUUGGAUUCAUUGCACAAGACAACUUACAGGUCUGUGCUAUGGCAGCUGCCAAAUUAAACACCCUCCUUCAGACCAAAGUAAUUGAGAGCCAGCCUGAAGCAUGCUACCUCCUGGGGAAGUUGGAAGGCAUUUUGAGUAGGUCAAUUGAAGAGAAGACAGAAACUUACUCAUUUUUGAUUCCCCUUGUUCGGACAUUGGUAUCCAAGAUUUAUGAACUUCUCUUUAUGAACCUGCACCUUCCUUCAUUGCCUCCUACCAAUGGCAGCCCAUCUUUCUUUGAGGACUUUCAAGAAUAUUGCAGAUCUGACGAGUGGCAAGUUUAUAUUGACAAAUAUAUUAUUCCAAAUAUGAAGCAAUAUGAAGAGAAUUCAUUCAGACAUGAUAAUGAGCAGAUGGCACUUUAUUGGAAAGAUUGUUACGAAGCAUUUAUGGUGAACAUGCACAAACGAGACCGGGAAAGAGGAGAAAGUAAGCUUAAAUUUCAGGAGCACUUUGUGGAACCGUUCAGCAGGAAGGCUCGGCAGGAAAAUCUGCGCUACAACAGCAUGCUCAAACAGCUUAGCAGCCAGCACACAGCCACACUGAGACAGUGGAGAGCAGCCCAGCUUUACUUGUUCUCUGAGCGUGGGCCUUGGGCUGAAAGGAAACACCGUCCUGUUCACUGGAAACUUUCAAAUGUGGAAAAUUUUUCACGUAUGAGAUUAAAACUAGUGCAGAAUUACAACUUCAACUCUCAUCAGGAUGCUAGUGAUCUGAGAGAUAAUUUAGGUGUGUACCAGACACAGCCCUCUAGUGAGUCUCUGCUUCUGGAGGUGGUGAAGCAGGUGAAAGUGAGUGACUUGGAAGAUGAUAUUCUGGAACUACCAGAAGAAGAUACAGCAGCCAGUUCCAAUUUGGAUGAGAAGGAUGAAGAAAGUCAGAAAGAAAAGUUAAUAUUGUCUGAAGACUGUGAACUCAUUACAAUAAUUGACGUGAUACCAGGCAGGCUGGAGGUCACUACCCAGCACAUCUAUUUCUUUGAUGGUAGCAUUGAGAAAGAGGAAGGGGUAGGUUUUGAUUUCAAAUGGCACCUUUCCCAAAUUCGAGAGAUCCAUUUGCGUCGGUACAACCUGAGGAGGUCAGCUUUGGAGAUCUUCCUCACGGAUCAAACCAACUAUUUCCUCAACUUCAAUAAGGAGGUACGAAACAAAGUAUACAGUCGGAUAUUGUCGCUGCGCUCUCCAAACAUUUCUGGGACCAGAUCUCCACAGGAACUUUUCAAAGCAUCAGGUUUGAUGCAGAAAUGGGUGAAUAGAGAAAUAUCCAACUUUGACUACCUUAUUCAGCUGAACACCAUGGCAGGACGAACUUACAAUGACCUUGCUCAAUAUCCUGUGUUUCCCUGGAUUUUACGAGAUUACACCUCAGAAGAACUGGACCUGAAUAAUCCUGCAGUAUUUAGGGACCUGUCCAAACCCAUAGGCGUGGUAAAUGAGAAGAACGCUAAGACUGUAAAAGAGAAAUACGAGAAUUUUGAGGAUCCUCUUGGGAUGAUUGACAAAUUUCACUAUGGGACACAUUACUCAAAUGCUGCUGGUGUCAUGCAUUACCUCAUUCGGGUAGAGCCUUUCACAACACUUCAUAUCCAGCUUCAGAGUGGCAGGUUUGACUGUGCUGACAGACAGUUUCACUCUAUUCCUGCCACCUGGCAGGCACUCAUGGACAACCCCAAUGAUGUCAAGGAACUUAUCCCAGAAUUCUUCUACUUUCCAGAAUUCCUGGAGAAUCAAAAUGGUUUUAACUUAGGCCAGCUUCAGAUGUCAAAAGAAGUGGUAAAUGAUGUUGUUCUGCCUAAGUGGGCCCACUCCCCAGAAGACUUUAUUUAUAAACACAGGAAGGCUCUGGAAUCUGAGUAUGUUUCUGCUCAUCUUCAUGAAUGGAUAGAUUUGAUUUUUGGCUACAAGCAGAGGGGACCAGCUGCAGUGGAGGCGCUUAAUGUGUUCUAUUAUUGUACUUAUGAAGGGGCUGUGGAUUUGGAUGCUUUAACAGAUGAGAAAGAAAGGAAAGCUUUAGAAGGGAUGAUAAACAAUUUUGGACAAACUCCCUGUCAGCUGUUAAAGGAGCCCCAUCCACAAAGGCUGUCAGCAGAAGAGGUAGUGCAAAGACUUACUAAAAGUGAUACCUCUACUCUGAAUAUCUUCCAGCACCUCACUGAGCUGAAGUCAUUCUUCAUAGAGGGAAUUAGUGAUGGUGUGCCCAUUGUCAAAGCUGUUGUCCCCAGGAAUCAAUCACGUUCCUUUAUUUCUCAGGGAAGCCCAGAGAUCUUGGUAACAACAAGUCUGAACUGCGUUAUUGGAACUCAUGGUUGGCUGCCUUAUGACAAAAAUAUUUCCAACUAUUUUACAUUCAUCAAAGAUACAACAGUGACAAAUCCCAAAACACAGCGCAGCAUGAGUGGUCCUUUUGCCCCAGGGCUGGAGAUCACCUCCAAGCUGUUUGCAGUGUCCCAUGACGCAAAGCUGCUCUUCAGUGGCGGACACUGGGACAACAGCAUCCGAGUGACAUCCCUUACGAAAGGCAAACUGAUGGGACAGCACAUCAGGCACAUGGAUAUUGUGACCUGUUUGGCAAUAGACCACUGUGGAAUUCAUUUGAUUUCAGGCUCCAGAGAUACUACCUGUAUGAUAUGGCAAAUAGUUCAGCAGGGAGGAGUGCCUGUAGGCCUGGCACCUAAGCCAUUACAGAUCCUUUAUGGGCACACUGACGAAGUUUCGAGUGUUGGCAUCAGCACUGAACUGGAUAUGGCAGUGUCAGGAUCCAGGGAUGGCACUGUCAUUGUCCGCACUAUUCGGAAGGGUCAGUACGUGAGGACUCUGCGGCCGCCUUGUGAGAGUUCUCUCCUGCUGACUGUUCCCAAUCUGGCUGUGUCCUGGGAAGGCCAUAUAGUUGUCCACACCAGCGUGGAAGGAAAGACUACUCUCAAGGAUAAGAAUGCAUUACAUCUCUAUUCUGUCAAUGGGAAAUAUCUGGGUUCUGAGACUCUGAAGGAGGAGGUGUCUGAUCUGUGUGUAACUGGUGAAUAUAUCGUGAUGGGCAGCUUGCAGGGAUUUCUUUCCAUACGGGAUCUCUACAGCCUGAGUCUCAGCAUCUCUCCUUUAGCCAUGAGACUGCCAAUUCAUUGCAUUUCUGUCACCAAAGAGUACAGCCACAUCCUUGUUGGCUUGGAGGAUGGCAAGUUGAUUGUCGUUGGUGUUGGCAAGCCAGCAGAGAUGCGCUCAGGUCAGCUUUCCCGAAAGCUGUGGGGAUCAAGCAAACGGCUCAGCCAGAUUUCAUCAGGAGAGACUGAAUAUAACACUCAAGAUUCCAAGUGAUUGCUGCUUCUGCCUUCUCUCAUGGAUUCCAGAAAAAUAUUUAAUCUUUUGGUCACUUUAAAUGUAUAAAUAUGUAAUUGGGGCUUUGAUUCUUAAGUCUGUUGAUGAAGAACCUAUGGUAUAGAAGUAAGCCUAUGUACUCAUGCAAGUUAGCUUACUUGCAUAUUUGUCCUUAACUGUGUUCACUUGUUCACAGCAAACUCCCUCUCUCAACAGCUGCUAAAACUGUGUUUUGGGAGGGUUAUAAAAACCCCAAACAAUCCCCCUACAAGUCUCCAAACCCCCAGAUUACUAAUUGAAUUUAAGAUAAGUAAUAAGAUUUGAUUUAAAGCUGAGCAGGGCCAGAUGCUCCUUGAUAACAAACAAGAUAUUUGGCUUUGCUUUGACAGCACUGUUAUUCCCCAGUAAAUUGAAACUCUGGUAGUUGCAAUGGUUGGAUUCAGAAUUGGAUAGAUGAUGGUUACAACCUUCUCAAUACAUUUGUUAGCCUAAUGAACUUUAUUGCAGUUUGUUCUUGUAAAUGGCUAUUGCUCUCUUCUUUUGUAUAGUUCCAAUUUUAGGCUGUUUGCAAGGAACAUCUGUGUUGCACUACUUUAUCAGAAAUUGUUUUAAGUACAGACAUGAAUAACUUCAAAGGAGUUGGAGGUGGUGAAGGAGCUGAAGGAGGUAGGAAAUAUUGCUGCUGAAAAUUAUUUAUAUUGUUAAGUAAACUUAAGACAUACACUAAGAAAUCCCAUUAUAUAUUUAAUAUCUUGCAGAAAUAUCCAGGAACACUCAUUAUCUAUAUUGGUCAAAUAUUAAUCUGCUUCAUUAGAAGGCAACUCCUGCAAACAAAAGAUAAAUUUCCACUGCAGAAUCAUUAUGUAACAUUGCAGCACAAUUCAAUUAAAAAUAGCACCUGUUUGUUUCUUGGCUUGGUGUUCACCUAACCAGUUGUUAGCCAUAUUUCUUUUUCCUGUAAAAAUAAGCAGGGAAAAAGAGACAAUAUAUCCAUUUUUCAAAAUGCAGUUAAGACCUGGUAAAACAAAAUAUCAGAUCCUUAUGUGUGCUGUAUCAAAUUGCUUAAUAUCUUUUGGAGAAACCAUUACUGUUUUUUUUGUUUGUUCGUUUAGCAAUAGAUGAUGAUAGAAGGGUGUGCGUUUUCCUAUCAAUCUGAUAUUUUUCUAAUGUUACUGAUUGAAAUUAUAAACUCUAUACUGUUAGAAGAGCUGGGUGCUGAGAGAAAAAUAUGAAUUUCCAGAUCAGCGUGCAAAGGUGUGUGUGUAUGUGUAUAUAUGUGUGUGUGUAUAUAUGUAUAUUCAUGUAUGUAUUAAAAGAAGAAAAUCCCAUGGGGUGAGGGAGCACAGAUACAAGGCAGGUGUAAGUCAUUGUUAGCUUUGUUCCCUUUUGGGUCCCUCUUUCUUCCCUAUAUCAUUGCCUUUUUUGUUAUUUUUUAUUUAUUUAUUGAAAUGAAUGUGUGUUGUAUCUCUCAUAAAUGUUAUCAGAUAUUCCCUGUGGCUGGGGAGUUGUUGAACUACCUGAGGAAUAUAAUGUAGAAUCUUAUUUCAUUAACUUUAAGCACAAUAUUUAUUAGCUUUAUAGAAAUAAUAAUACCUCCUUACUCUGCUAAAGGAUAAUCUUUACAAGUUAUGUUAGUCUCAUUCAAACUGAUUUCUCCUCCAGUGUCUUUACUGGAAAAAAAAUCCCUCUUGAUGGCUGAUUGGUCUACUUUGUGAAGAAAGUUGUGUUGCAUUUUCUUAACUUUUGUAAAUGAAAUAAUAAAUCAGAUUAGUGAACAAGUGGGUCUAUGCAUAGUUGCAAUAUUCUGCCUAAUCACUGUGACAGACUGGAUUGUCUGGAAAGUUAGGAGAAAAUAAGAAUUAUUUUCCUGAGUCACUUGCCAAGAAAGGAUUAAACUUCCAAAAGUAGAGUGGUGUGGGUUUUUUCAUACUCCAUGUAUGUAAAAAAAAAGUAAGUUAACCCACAUCUUGUAUUUUCAUAUAAGCUAUAGAGAGGUGAAAAAUACUAUUUUUCAUCAAUUACCUAUCCAAUAAGAAUAUUAAGGAUACUGUGGAAGUAUUAAAAUUGUUCAUGAGAAUGUGAAGUAUGUUUGUCCAUUAUGAUUUCAUGAAGAAGGGAUUUCAGGGGAGCUGUUUGGAGAGCAGUAUUUCAGCUCAGAAGGUGAGAUCUUUCUGUGUUAUGGGAGAUUGAAAACACUCAGUUGGGGCAUUGAGUUGAAGGAUUUUAUAUGUAUGCAUAAAUGUUGUGUUUAAAUGCAUAGACAAGGCUAAGUGUUUAUUUGGAGGGGAGGGGGCAGGAAAUAAUCAUGUUUUAGACUGAGAAUCAAGUGGGAAAAGGGAGAUGGGUGUAAAGUAGUGUUUGGUCUAGCACAGUUUUCUACUUGUGAGUUGCACAGAGGGGUUUGCAUAUGCAUUUGAAAACAUCCUGUUGUGGGUUAGGUACGUUUAUACAACAGUUGAAUUAACAUUUUUAGUAGUUCAAUAUUAAAGAGUACUGAAUACAGUGUGUCAAUUUAAGUAAAAUAUAAAGUUGCAAUAAUUGAAAUAGUUUAUGAUGAAGACCUUUUGACAUUUGAAUACCAUCAUGUCAGUGUAUCACAAGCACUGGGUGAUCAUCACAAAGACCUGGGACAGGUUCAAAUGUGGACAGUUCUUGGGCUCUCAAACUCAAGGCUAGUCUUUGCUUAGUACAAAGCAGCAGCAGCAGAAUGAGGAGGGGCAGGUGAGCUCUGAGCUGCUGCUUUAUGCCCCAGGUAGAGUGGCAGCAUCCAUGGCCUUUGGAUCUUCUCUCUGGUCUUUAGGGGUGGGAGGUGUACACCAUCACAUGCUUGGCAUCCUUGCCAGAGGCCAUCUGGAAGGACCUCCAUAGCUUGGAAGGUCUGCACUUUAUCUCUUAUUUAAAACCAGCUUUAAAUAAAAGAUGAGUCGCAAGUCUGAGCAUUAGCUAAUAUGUUGUUUCUUGUAGGUUUAACUUAUUUGCGGAAGAAAUAUACAAUAAUGUUUAAAAAUGGAAAAUAAUUUUUCUGAUUAGCUGUUUAGGUCAGUUGAAUUGCAGCCUAUUAUUCAGUGCACUGUGAAUUGGUGAACUGACUUUCAUAAUUCUUUGAUUUCCUCAAGUCAAUACAGCUUAGGAUCCAGUUUUAUUUUUCAGGUAGUAUUGGUGAAAUAAGAUUCUCCUUUGGUUUUGAUCAAAGAUUUAAGUGUAAAAAGUAAAGUUUUGAGAUGAGAGGAUUCAAAUGAGGAAUUUAGAACAAACAAGUCUUAAGUGACAUUUGUUUCAUAGCACUACAUUUGUCAAGAUCUUUCUUGUGAUAGCUUCAUAUGUUCAAUUUUUGGAACAACUGUAAUAAUAUUUAUCAAAGUUUAACAUAUGCUUAUCUUUGAAGAUGAGUAAGACUGUAAAUAUAUAUAUCUAAAAGAAACUGAAAACUGACCUACUUUUCACAUCUGUAUAUAAAUGAGAUCAAGUAGUUAGCAGUAUUAACUUCUUCAUAGCAGUUUUGAAUUUACAUACCAAAGGAUAUUUAGAUGAAAUGUCUCCUUUAUUUCAAGUAAAAUGUUUGUUAAAUUACUCUAAAUCAAUUUACUUAUAAUUCUUGAUAGUAUUUUUAGUUCUCUUUUUAGCUAUAGUGAAGAAUCCCAUCUAGUCUGGGUUUGAAUUAUACAAGCAUACAGAAAGUGAAAUGCUUUUCGAGUUAGCAUCUGACUAAGGCAGAGUUUUCUGUACCAAUAUUCUUAUCCAUUACUUGCUCAUAGGAUAUCUAGAAACCACAUCUUCUGUCAUUCAUGUACCUUACCAGCACAACAUAAUAAUUCCAGUCCUAAAGUAACUGCAUUUGUCCAGAUGGUUAAUACACUUUGUGGAAAUUAGGUUUUCUUAGGAAAAUAAUUAAUUGUUUGGUAUUAAAAAGAGGAAAAAAAGAAACAUAAACCAACAAAACCUCCCACAACUUCCUCCCCCCAAAAAAUCCAAACUCACCCACAUUGUAAUCCAUAUUGUAAUCCAUAUAACAAUGGUUUUGCUAAUCUGCAACAUUGAUAUAAACAAGCAUUUCUCCCUCUGGCAUACCUUAGACCAUGCAUAUUAUCACAAAACAGGUUUAUCAGUCUUCACAGGCUUUAAAUGGUCAAGUCAAUUGACUGUCUUACAAGGAUCCCCUUGAAAAUUGUAUUUCUUUGUCCUUUAAAUGACUAUAAAGAACUAAGUUUCUGCACUGGAGAAAUUUUUAAAAAUAAUCCCGCAGGAAUGAUAAAUUUAUUUUUGUAAUGCACAGAUUAGGUAACUCCUGCUUUAGUCAAUGGGAGCUGUAUACCUCACUUCCCUAAACCAUGUCUUCCUCCUCCCUGUUUCCUUUGCAAACCUUUCCCAAUCUUAAUUAACAAAAUCAUUAGAAAAGAUUAGUAAAGGAACCAAAUGCUGCACAGAGCUUUUACUGUGUACAUGUAUUUAGUUGAAAAUGUGUAUCUGUAUACAGAUUAUAGAAUGGUAGGGAGCUUUAGAGCUAGAAGGAGGUGUAGAGAUGUCAACCUCCUUUUGCUCCUAUAUUGAGAGUUUCUGUAGACACAUGCUCUGUAUUGUCACCUGAAACAUUCCUGUCUUCCACUACUAAAGGCACCUUGCUGACCAUGUUAAAUGCUGAGGAGAGGUGCUGUGAAUAUUUUUUUUUCCCUUUCAGAGAAUUACAAAAAAAGAAAUGUGCACAUACAAAUGCAUAUCCUAAUGUGAGCUUAGGGCUUGAUCUAAUAAGUACUUAUGCGAAAGCACUACAUAGGGUUAUAUUUAUUUGGAUGGAAAUUCAAGCAUGUGCUUCAGUACUUUCUAGGUCUUUUUAUGCUUUCUGGCUUAGAAGCUGCGUUGGUUUUGGCUGCAAACAUGACACGUGUUGGUAGUCUCCUUUUGGGGAGAGUAAGUUUCCAUGGUAUCAUACACAUGUGGGCUCAUUGUAUGCCAAUGUUAGAGUC
Ficedula albicollis (Collared flycatcher) is the source of this 13461-nucleotide messenger RNA. RefSeq names its product neurobeachin like 1 (gene NBEAL1). The record is from RefSeq and is a predicted model, not a curated record. Gene Ontology annotation, molecular function: protein kinase binding. The coding region runs from base 419 to 8500 and encodes 2693 amino acids. Lineage: Eukaryota; Metazoa; Chordata; Aves; Passeriformes; Muscicapidae. Gene Ontology annotation, biological process: intracellular protein localization. The transcript has 54 exons. Gene Ontology annotation, cellular component: membrane; cytosol.